Molecule: messenger RNA, 3908 nt
Organism: Pelodiscus sinensis (Chinese soft-shelled turtle)
Lineage: Eukaryota; Metazoa; Chordata; Testudines; Trionychidae
Source: RefSeq, a predicted model, not a curated record
UUGAUAUAUACAAUAGUAAAAGCGCUACAUGAAAGCUGAGAACCAAUGAAAUGUAAAUGGAGUAUAAUCAAGACAUACAGAUUAGGACAAGUAAAACCAGACAAACUGACCAUCUGAAAAGCCAAGUAAAUAACAUAUUCACAGAUAACUUUGACUAUCCUGAGGAUGCAACUGAGGAAGAGCAAGAAGAUUUACCUUAUGAUGGAGACCUAAAAAAACCUUCUCACCACAAUAAUGAAUCCAAUAACUUGAAAGCUUAUGUUUCUGUAGAAAACAUUUCUGAUAACUUCUUAAAUUUAACCUGUUCUGAAAUGAACAGAAAUUUAAAUGAAGAAAUAAAUUACAAAACACAAUACCUACCUCAAGAAAAAGUCUUCAGUCACUGUACAUCUGCCACAAGAACAAAUGAAAUAACAACUGAAAAGGCAAUAGAAGCUCCUGUGUGUGGUACGUCUUUGGAGAUGGAAUUAUCAGUUGGAGCAUGUAGAAUCCCAGACAGGAAGGAACAUUUCAUCAACUCUAAAAUUUCUGAUCUUCUUUUGCAUCACUUUUCCAAAGAAGAGUUAUCAAACACAAGCCAACUGAUUGAUUGUGAGACUAUCCCAGAGUUAUCCUUUGCUGAAAGUGUGGAUGAAACUGUCCUCACUAAAACUAGAAUUUCAGAAUGCACUAAGGCCACUUUUCUAACAGAACAGUGGGCAAAACAUUUUGAAGAUGAUUGCUUAAACAUACAAGAAGAAAUAUAUCAAGAUGACUGCAAAUAUAAACAUUUACUAGAUGACAAUAAAUGUGUUAUAGAUGACAGGGCUACUUCUUAUGGUGAAGAGAGAGACUGCAUACAAGAAAAUUCACAGCUGACAGCUGAAAAUGAAGAUGCAAAUAAUUUCCAAAACAUAAGAAAAAAUCACACUAAUCAAAAAGGUUUGUUUGAAAGAACAGGUUCAUCUCACGAACUCAAAUAUGGCCAAGGCCAAGUUAAUUAUUGUCUUCCUGACUUCUCUAAAGUUGCAUCAAAGGUCAAAAUACCAAAAAGAAAUAACAAUGAUAAAUCAGCUCCCAAAAUGAAAAGAACCAAAUUCUCACCUAAUUUGGUUGGUAAAUCAGCAAUUGUGAAAGAUGUUUUAGAAACUAUGAAUUAUUUUGAUUCUGUUAAAGUAAAGAAUCAAGAAGAAGAAGGAAUGAAAAUUCCUGAACUUUUACAACAGAUAGAGUUGCUGACCAAACAUGCUGAGGAUCAGAAUUGUAUUGAUCAUUGGAGGUUUGAUGCUAAGAUAUAUCCUCAUUCAGAUUCUCCUAAUCCAAAUCUUUCCAUUCACUCAAGAUGUAUGGGUGCAGCUUCUGAAGUGUCUAUAUUUCAUCCCCUUUCGGUUCCUAUCCAGCCUAUGGUUGGUGUGUCCCAAUCAUCUUUUUCAGGAUUACAAGAUGGGAGAAUGAUUUCAUCAUUGCCAUCAGCCACUGCAGCAGGAGAAAUACAUUGUUCAAAUCCUAACUCAAUGGAAAAUACAACAAAAGGAGAAAAGAUGUCUCAGAUGCUAAAGGAACAGGCAGAGCAACUGAAAACUAAAGUAGAAGAAUUUUCUAAAUGUGUAAUACAGGAGACCUUACCUUUGCAAGAUCGCUGUCUGGCAUUACAGGAACUAAAAGGAUGCCUUGAUACAUUGGAACGGAAUUAUUUAGCCACUAAGGAAAAGCAUCGUGGUUUACAGCUACAGAACUACAAUCACAAAUCCACAAGCAUUGGCAAGUUUGAUCCUGACAGGUCAGAGAUGCCUGCAAAUAAUAUAAAGUUGGAGGGGGAAAUAUUUAGGCUUGGAAUGCUGCUUGAAGAUGUCAAAGAGAAAAUCGAUGACAAUAGAUGUAGUCCAUAUCCAUCUUCAUUCACAUCUCCUACAUCUCCUUCACUCACUCCAUGUGAAUCUGUGUGGUCAUCCAGUUCUUGUGUUCCUGAGAGCCCCACAGUUUCAAUCAUUAGUGAUCCUCCAGAAAGGUCUGCUAUUGAAGUAAAUUUUCAUAAUAAUAAUAAAAGGAAUGAGGAAGAGAAUAGAAGUCAUGUGACUGACGUGAUCCCUAAGAAAACCAGUCAGCUUUCUUUACAAGAUGACAAUUGUGAUCCUUUUCCUAAAAUCCAGUUGGUAUUACAAAAAAGAGAUGCAUCUGCCUUUGUAAGAGGAAUGGAGCCUCUGGAAAAAGCACAACUGCUAGCAAAUAAGCACUCGUCAAAUGAAAUGCAGUGCUUCUUUCCUCCUGAGGCAGACAAUGGAGCUGGAGGUCAGGAAUCCCAUAAACAGCUUAUACUAAAUGAAAAACUUAACAGUGAUCAAGAAAACCCAAAAGGGAGUUCAAACUUUUGGCAAAUGAGCUCAUCCAAAGCCAAGCCUUACAACGUAUGCAAUUUAGACCGCAAAAUUAUUAAUCUAAAUGUGCAUCAGGAGCAAGGAAAUAUAGCAUAUCCCUCAGACAGUUUUUGUGGGAGGAUGGAAAACUACUCAAAUUCAUGUGAUGCUAUUCUACAUCCCAAAUGGAAAAUACAUUGCUCAAAAAAUGCAAACAAAGAAUUUUGUUCCUGUUCUGUCAAUAGAAAUAAAAAGACAGAGAACAGAAAAACUGAAAAUGAAAAGUCAAAAUGUGGAAGAUAUUCGGUCUUCAUUCAGGAAAAAGCAGUGGAGCUAGAUUUGUCAGGCAGUGAUACAGAAGACAUCUCAUUCUGUGAUUCCUUUAAUAAGUCACACAAUGAUGAAUUUAUGGAACACAGGACUAAAAAUUCUAAAUCACAUAGAGCAGGAUUAAAAGAACAAAGCAAAGCCUUACAAUACAGAGAUUGGAAUGCAAAUUUCUGUACUAGUUGUCAAAGAAACAAAUGUAUCAGGGAAUCUGACAAGGAUAAUAUUGCUUCUUCAUUCAAGAAAAAAAUUGCUGCCAAAAGUGUUUGUAAAAGUACACAACCAGAGCAAUUUGUAUAUGAACUUUCUGACAAAUUCAACUUAGAGAUUCCCAAAACCUGCUGCUCAAAGAUGCAUGAUACAAUUAUCUUUUCACCUCAGUACCUACCUAGCAGAAAGGUUUAUGAAAGUAAAUCAAUGAUAGGUAUCAGAAACAGACAGACCAAUGAUACUGACACAAAGAUUUUAAACUCUACUUUGGAUCAUGCCAUCCAGACUGCAACCUGUUUAAAGAAAACUACGGAGCGAAUGAUGCAAGUAGUUGCAGAAGAUCUAGCUAAAGUCAAAACUCAUCGAAGUAAGCAGUUUAACUGGUCCAUUUCAAACAUUUGAAUGUGUAUCAGUUAAAAUGUAGAAACAGAACUCUAACUGUAAAAAAAAUGUGGAUUAACAAAUAGCACAAAAGUUAAGAACAGCUGACCUCCUGCGGGUGGUAUUAGCAACAAUUUAAGAUCAAAAGAACAAAUUGGAGAGCCCAGUGUAUAGGCCAAGAUCUCUUGAAACUUGUAAUAUCUAUUAGUGAAGAAUGGCUGGACAGUAGACUUCCCUCAGCCUUCAGGUAUGGUUACAUAGAUCAAUUCUAUAAAGAACUCUAGUGUCUAAACUGUGUAAUUUAGAGCCAGGAAGAUAACAUCUCAUCCGUCACUAACACACUGCAUGCUCUCAGCACUAUCGCAAUCCAGCUCUGUAUCCUGGUUGGUACUGGACAUCACAAAGGGAAACAACUGAACCUCAUUGUUCACAGGUAAUUUUUUUCAACAAGUUUUAGCUGUGACAUUCAUUCACUUUUGGAAGGACAUAUUCAAAGAAGAGUUUGUAUUGUUAAAUAUACCCUUUAGUAAAUUGUCUUUCAGCACCCCCGUUUAUACUCCAAAAUGUCACAGUAUCUGUUGGAUUUGGCCUUCAUAAUACAGCUAAUAGCUGAAGUUUUGUAUUUCAGCAUUAUGAAUAAAAAAAAUGUCAAACAGG